Messenger RNA from Archocentrus centrarchus (flier cichlid), 4492 nucleotides. RefSeq names its product dihydrolipoamide dehydrogenase (gene dldh). Gene Ontology annotation, cellular component: membrane. The transcript is spliced from 12 exons. NCBI's taxonomy places the organism in Eukaryota, Metazoa, Chordata, Actinopteri, Cichliformes, Cichlidae. Bases 419 to 2842 code for a protein of 807 amino acids. The record is from RefSeq and is a predicted model, not a curated record. Gene Ontology annotation, molecular function: calcium ion binding. Gene Ontology annotation, biological process: cell communication; Notch signaling pathway; multicellular organism development.
ACCAAGGGAAACAGAGAGGAGCGGAGAUUUGUUUUCUGUGUUUAGGAUCAGCAUAUCAUGAGGAAUCAAGUGGAAAAAUAAACAAGCCUGUCAAGAGCUGCUUCUUCACCGAUUGAUUGGAAUUAACUCUUUCCAUCGGGGAUUUCAUUCACGUUUCUUCGAGUGGAUCACUCUGCUGGGGAUUACUUUACACUGCAAGUCUCUCUGUCAAAAACUUUCGCAGCUCACUGGAAAAUAUAGAGGCGGAAGACAGACGCACCAAAGGAAAAGUUUCACUUCAUCUUCCCUCCUGCCCGCCUAAAACUCACCUUGACCGCGAGACACUGGAAAGCUUUUAUAGCACUUUCUCCAUGAGUGUUUGAGCCGGGCUACACGGACCUGCGGAGCUUUCACUAGUUUUUGAGGGGCUGUCAACACAAUGGGACGCCUGUGUCUGCUCCUGGUUGUCAGUCUCACCGUACUCACCUGCCAGGUUUUGUGCUCGGGCGUGUUUGAGCUGAAGUUGCAGGAGUUCCUCAACAAGAAGGGGAUAACGGGGAAUGCCAACUGCUGCCCCAGAGGCUCCGCUCACCUGCAGGGCCAGCAGCAGUGUGAGUGCAAGACUUUUUUUCGAGUCUGUCUGAAGCAUUAUCAGGCCAACGUCUCCCCAGAGCCUCCCUGCACGUAUGGGGGCACUGUGACACCCGUCCUCGGCUCCAACUCCUUCCAGGUGCCGGAGACCAACGCGGACAGCUUCACCAAUCCGAUCCGCUUUUCCUUCGGCUUCACAUGGCCAGGGACGUUUUCACUGAUCAUUGAAGCUCUGCACACUGACUCCCUGGACGACCUGACAACAGACAAUCCAGAGCGUCUGAUCAGCAGGAUCGCUACUCAGCGUCACCUCAGUGUGGGAGAAGAGUGGUUCAGUGACGUGCAGACAGCUGGCAAGACGGAGCUACGAUAUGCCUACCGCUUCCUAUGUGAUGAGCACUACUACGGCGAAGGCUGCUCUGUUUUUUGCCGGCCGCGAGACGAUGCUUUUGGACACUUCACUUGCGGCGAGCGUGGAGAGAUCAUAUGCAACUCUGGCUGGAAGGGACAGUACUGCACUGAACCAAUCUGCCUUCCAGGAUGUGAUGAAGAACAUGGCUUUUGUGAUAAACCAGGAGAGUGCAAGUGUCGUGUGGGCUUUAGCGGGCGUUAUUGUGAUGACUGCAUCCGUUACCCAGGCUGCCUUCACGGUACCUGCCAACAGCCUUGGCAGUGUAACUGCCAGGAGGGGUGGGGUGGGCUUUUCUGCAACCAGGAUCUGAACUACUGUACACACCACAAACCCUGUCUUAAUGGAGCCACUUGCACCAACACUGGCCAGGGCAGCUACACUUGCUCCUGCCUACCUGGAUACACAGGUGCAAGCUGCGAGAUUCAAGUCAGCGAAUGUUCUGGAAGUCCAUGUCGCAACGGAGGCAGCUGCACUGACAGUGACAAUGGAUAUAAGUGCACCUGCCCACCUGGUUUUUAUGGCAACAACUGUGAGUUAAGCGCCAACACAUGUGCAGAUGGGCCUUGCUUCAAUGGUGGACACUGUGCUGACAAUCCUGAAGGUGGCUACUUCUGUCAGUGCCCGACAGGAUACGCUGGCUUCAACUGCGAGAAGAAAAUUGACCACUGCUCGUCCAACCCUUGUUUAAAUGGGGCAGAAUGUGUGGACCUGGUGAACUCCUACCUUUGUCAGUGUCCUGAAGGGUUUUCAGGGCCUAACUGUGAGGAAAGCAGCAGCAGCAGCAUCUCUGGGUAUUGUCUAUCCUUUCCUUGUCAGAACGGUGGGACAUGCCAGGAGGCAGGGAAUGGCUACACCUGUAGUUGCCCUCCAGGUUAUACUGGCAAAAACUGCAGCUCACCUGUCUCCCGCUGCUAUCACAACCCCUGUCACAAUGGAGCCACCUGCCAUGAGCGCGGUGGUCGCUAUAUGUGUGCUUGUGUGCCCGGCUAUGGCGGUCAUAACUGCCAGUUCCUCUUACCAGAGAUUCCCAGGGGUCAGCCAGUUGUGGAUGGCCCUGAUCGAAUAUAUUCAGGAAGCGAAAAUCCUGAUGAUGUGGAGGACGACGACGAUGGUAUAUUCCCCUGGGCGGCCGUGUGCGCUGGUGUCUUCCUCGUUCUUGUGAUCCUGAUCGGCUGCUCUGUGCUGGUGGUCUACAUUCGGGUGAAACUGCAGGAGCGGCACAGUCAUCACGGUGACAGUGUCCACAGUGACAGCCACGAGACCAUGAACAAUCUGACAACCACCAACAACUGUCUCCGCAGUGACAAGGAACUGGGAGUUCUGAUGACAACAUCAAUUAAAAACACCAACAAGAAGGCAGAUUAUCAUUCGGAUCUUGCUGGAUCUCUGGGAGGUCUGAGUGGAAUCAGCGGGCUCAACGGAUCAGAGAAGAAUGGCUUUAAGACUCGCUAUCCCAGUGUGGAGUACAACCUGGUCCAUGAGCUCCAACCUGAGGAGCUACCACGAUGUAAAGAGGAGGUGCACCUAGAGCCAGAGGCCAAAUGUGAAAUGCUGGAUGAGUCAGAUACAGAGGAAAGACACAGGAAGAGAAAAAACAGUGAUGCAUCAGAAAAAAAACCUGUGGCAGAGUCACCAAGCUGCAUUGAAGCAAAAUAUCAGUCAUCCACUGAUUUGAACUGUCACGCAGCGAGUGAGCUUAAAUAUCAGUCGACCACUGAUGUCAAAUUCCAGUCAACCAGUGAUGUUGAAUACAGCGGUCCCAGUGACAGCAGGUACCAGUGUACCACUGACACCAAAUACCAGUCCGUCUACGUCAUCUCGGACCAGAAAGAUGAAUGUAUCAUUGCCACAGAGGUAUGAUACCAGUCAAGACCAGGUGGUGAUCCACACACACCAGCCCUGAGCAGUAGAGCUCAGCUUGUCUCCAGGAGGUUUUACUCCUGCUGUUUGCUGCUGUUCCCUGGGAUUUACCAGAGGACUUUGAGCCAAGGUGUUGAUGAGCCCACUUGGCAAGGACUUAGUGCUACAGUAGUACUACGGGUGAAUUCUGGAUAUUUCUUGGAUGGAUGUAGGUCUAAUGCUGACUCAGCGCUACGGACAGAGUACAAGGCAGUGCUAGCACUUGUACAGACUUUGUACAGAAACGGUGCUGGCUGAGUACUCGUGUAGUCCAAUGAAGACUGCUGGCGAACCAAUGAAGACAGCUUCUGCAGUUCAAGAAGAUUUACUGCUCGUAACAGGAUGAACUCCAAUCAGUGGAAUAUGGACUUGUAUGUUGACAGCAGAUAUUGUAGUACCAUGGGAUACUGAUUGAAUAAACAGUGAAGUACCUUUGGAGUACUGAGAAUUUUUCAAGUACUGUUGUAGCACUGUUAUGUGCUAGUGUUUUACAAUGCAGUGUAAAAUCUGUCAUGGAUAUUGAAUAGUUCGUGUUCUGUGCAGUGCUGCAGAGUAGAGAGCAGAGCUGUAGCAACAUUAAACUGCUUCAGUCUAUUCAUUAAAUAUAAAUCACAGUUUGAGCUUUCUGGACACAGAAAAUCUGUGGGGCUUCUGUAGCAACGGAACAUCUUUUCCUCUGCGGCACUGACAGAAACAAUGUUUGCUGAGCUGGUUCUCAGCACAAACUAGAGAACUAAAGACUCCAGUAGUGACUGCAGAUCAAUCCAACCUGGAUUCUGUUGGGCCAUACUGGCCUCUGACCCCUGAAAGUUGUGACACACAGGGAAAUGUUUUGGGCAGAGCAACUUAGGAAACACUUUUGGCAUUAGAGGACAAAGGAAAAAAAAAAUCAAGGUGAAACAGCUCAAACAAAACAUAUUUGAAGUUUAGUUAUCAGUUCACUUGUGAUUUCUGUUUGAAUUUGCUACAUAUUCCUUUGAAGAACAUUUCCAGAAUUUUGUGAAAUUGCAUCAGCAACUCAAAUUGACAGUUUGGUCUUUUUCUUCCUGACCUCUAGUGAUGCUGUUGAUUUUUCCAAGUAGGCCAAGCUAUAAAGGACUAGUCUUAACAACCUCAUUGCACUAUGGAGGUGGGCGUGCAUGUGUGCGUAUGAGGCUGCAGGAGUGUGUGGCUGUGUGCGUGUGUGUGUAUGUCAGUGUUUGUGUGUAUAAGAGUUCGUGCCUGUGUCAUUGUAUGCACUGCCCACUUCCACUCCCUUCACUCUUCCACUGUUAGCAAAUUCAAGGACACCAUCACCCUGCCUGCCGUUGGUUGAGAUCAUUUGUUUUUAUUUUAUUUUUUAUCUAAAGAAAGAUGUAUUCCUUUAAUUUAAUUAUGUAAUUAUUUGUGCUCCAUUCUGUUGUGUUUUUUUUAUUAAUCCUGUUAUAAUUUAAGUUGAAUUUUUUUUUUUUUAUCUGGCAGAUAAUGUAUGUAUGUAAGUAUGUAUGUAUGCAUGUAUGUGUUAGGCACUUGAGACCACUGUGACUGUGUUGUAUUUAAGAGAAAAGUCGUAUGUACAGAGCCUGUCAUUUUUAUUACUGGGGAAAGAAAUGGCGCAAUAUUUUUCCAAAA